This is a messenger RNA of Doryrhamphus excisus (bluestripe pipefish), 3202 nucleotides long. The record is from RefSeq and is a predicted model, not a curated record. Lineage: Eukaryota; Metazoa; Chordata; Actinopteri; Syngnathiformes; Syngnathidae.
AUUAAACACACAAUGGGAAGCAACCAAUCACUAUUAUUUCUUUAUUAUUUACACGCUGUACAAUAUCGAUUGUCACAGGCUGAGGUACUUAACAAUAAAACGUUAAAAUCCAAGUGACUCGCAUGGCAUUCUCUUACUUGUCCACUUGAUGUCGCUGCUGUAAAGUCCUGAAAGUUGAAGGGUCACUACUUACGUCACUCUUGACCCCGGAAGAAGCGAAAUUGUUUGAGAAAUAUUCGGGGUGGACCCACUGAAAGCAUGACGUGACAAGGCAAGGUUCUGUUGACAAUUUUUAAUGAGCUUCUGGUGGGGAAAACUACACCGAGAGAGGAACAAUUUCAGGAUUUGGAUCCGGGUGGAGAACAUUGCCAGGCUGGGCCCACAGUGAUAUGAAAAUACAAUAUCACCUUUUAUAGGCGAUACUCUAAGCCAGAACCGCCACUGCUUGUGUGCUCGUCGUGUGUCUACAACCUCUGCCGCGCCUACUGAUACCACUGAGUCAAAACCAAAACAAAGAGUCUGUCCACUUUAAAGAAUCGACUCCAAGAGCCGUGUCGUUCACAUGACUGAUCGGUCUGCCCGGACUUCGGAUAAGCAGAAGAAGAUGAGUGGAUGGACAUCAUGUCCUGGACUGGACGGAAUGAUCUUAUUCUGGACGGAUUACAAAGCUUCCGUAUGGAAUGUCCAGGACGGGGAUGACGGCUGUUGCUGGACUUUGGAAGACCAUGCAAGCUGAACAUGCGCUGGACACCAUGAACUUUGACCUGAUUAUGGGAAAACCCAUGCGCAUCAUGUGGUGGCAGCGGGACCCCUCGCUGAGGAAGAGCGGAGUGGGCAACAUCUUCAUCAAGAACCUGGACAAGUCCAUCAACAACAACAUCCUGUACGACAUCUUCUCCUUUUUUGGCAACAUCCUGUCGGGCAAGGUGGCGUGUGAUGAAAACGGCUCCAAGGGCUACGGCUUUGUGCACUACGAGACCCAGGAGGCGGCCGAGAGAGCCAUCGUGGAAAUGAACGGCAAACUGCUCAAGGAUCGGAAAGUAUUUGUGGGCCGCUUCAAAUCCCGCAGAGAGCGCAAGGCCGAGCUGGCGAGCCGAGCCAAGGAGUUCACAAAUGUUUACAUCAAAAACUUUGGCGAAGACAUAGAUGACAGGAAGCUGAGGGGGAUCUUCAGUAGAUAUGGAAACAUCACCAGCAUCCGCGUCAUGAGGGACGAGAAUGGACUGUGUCGCGGCUUCGGGUUUGUCAGCUUCGAGAGGCACGAGGACGCACAGAGGGUGGUGGAUGAGAUGAACGGGAAGGAGCUCCACGGCAGGACCAUCUACGUCAGCCGCGCCCAGAAGAAGGUGGAGCGUCAGGCUGAGCUGAAGAGGAAGUUUGAACAAAUCAAACAAGAUCGCAUCACCCGCUACCAGGGUGUCAACUUAUACGUGAAGAACCUGGACGACUGCAUCGAUGACGAGCGCCUACGGAAGGAGUUUGCCCCCUUUGGUAUCAUCACCAGCGCCAAGGUGAUGACGGACGGCGGCCGCAGCAAAGGCUUCGGCUUCGUCUGCUUCUCCUCCCCGGAGGAGGCCAACAAGGCGGUGGUGGAAAUGUACGGCCGCAUCGUGGCCACCAAGCCGCUCUACGUGGCGCUGGCGCAGCGGAAGGAGGAGCGCCAGGCGUACCUCUACAACCAGUACAUGCGUCACAUGACCAGCAUGCAGGCCGUGCCCAGCCAGGUCAUCAACCCCUUCCAGGCAGCCGUGCCCCCUGGCUUCUUCCUGGCACCGUUACCGCAGGCGCAGAGCCGCGCCGCUUACUUCCCAGCCAGCGCCCAGAUGGCUCAGCUUUGCCCGAGCCCACGUUGGACCGCUGCAGACUACCAGAGCCUCCCCGGUGCCAUACGCCCCUCCACUCAAAGCCCCCCGGCCUUCAGCAGCCUGCGUUCCCACACCCAUGUGCCCCGCAUCAUGUCCCGCCAGCGUGCAGUACCCCAGACUCCCAGCCCCCGGUCCGCCACCCCUUUGUAUGGCCUUCCGCACUACAGGUACUCCACAGCCGUCCGCAGUCCUCAGGAUCGCGUGCAACCACAAGCGGCGGCGGUGGCGGCGGCGCAGCAGCCUGCCGUCCACGCUCAGGCACAGAAGCCUCUGACGGCCUCCAUGCUGGCUGCGGCGCCUCCACUGGAGCAGAAGCAGAUGCUGGGCGAGUGUUUGUUCCCGCUCAUACAGAACAUGCGUCAAGACCUGGCGGGGAAGAUCACCGGCAUGCUGCUGGAGAUGGACAACUCCGAGCUGCUCCACAUGCUGGAGUCCCCCGAAUCUCUCCGCUCAAAGGUGGACGAGGCGGUGGCGGUACUUGAGGCCCAUCAGGCCAAGGAGUCGACCCAGAAGACGUACUGACGGACCCAAGGAUAUGACGGGCUCCUCGGGUUGUAAACUGCUCCGACGGAGAGAAGAAUCAGAUCAUAACACAAGUAAAGGCACCAUAAAACUUCAUAGAAUGCAAUCAAAAUGACCGUAAAAUAUAAAAAUAUAUUGAUGGAAACCCAACGGCUCAUCAAAUUAAAAAAUUGAAAUAUCUGUACAAUAUUUUUUUACGUGAAGAGGUUUUAGACAAAAUGUAAAUGAGCCGCUGUAUAUAUUUUUUACCGGAAGCAUUUUCUGCUGGAGCCAUUUAAAGACUUGUUUUCUUUGGUGAAAGGUUUACUCAAGUAAAAGGUUUCUGCAAAUGUGUUUGGUGGUCACGCUCAUGUGGGACAAAAACAAACGUACCAAGGUAUGUUUCAACUUUUUUUAUUGAUGCAAAGAUGAAACACACUUUUCGGCCAGUUCUUCUCAGCCAGGCGUCAAACACGCAAAGUCCAAACGCAAAAAAAAACAACUCAUUCCAUGAUGGAGAGACGUCGACGAGAGCUGCUUAGUUGGUGAUGGCCUUGGCCUGCUCGGUCAGCUGCUUGACGAGGCCCUCCAUCUGCUGCUGGAACCUCUGCACCAUGGGCUCGAUCUGGGCCUGGAAGUUGGUGGCCAUGGGCUGGACCUGCCCCUCCACGCUGGUGGCGAUGGACUGCAGCUGCUCCUGGAUCUUGGCGACCAGGGGCUCCAACUGGGUCUUCUGCUCCUCCAGGAAGGCCCUGCAGGGUGGAAGAGAUGGUAUGUAUUAAAGGAAAAGUCAUCCACAAUCCUUCUUUGAGACAUGAACACACCAAGAUGAAGAU